Dicentrarchus labrax (European seabass) is the source of this 2144-nucleotide messenger RNA. RefSeq names its product GRB2 related adaptor protein a (gene grapa). The record is from RefSeq and is a predicted model, not a curated record. Gene Ontology annotation, molecular function: protein binding. Lineage: Eukaryota; Metazoa; Chordata; Actinopteri; Moronidae.
GGUGGUGUGUUGCUGAGCAGCAGCCAGUCGUGUUUUUCCCCUCACCACUCUCUCUCUCUCUCUCUCUCUCGCACUCUUAUCCUCUGCUCUGACUCUCUUGCGCUCUGGCUCAGCGGACAGACGAGACCUCUCCUCUCUCGCUCCUCUUCCUCUCUGCCAGUCUGUUAUCUCACUGAAUCCUUUAUCUGUUUCUCUUUUUCACAUUUCUACCUCCCUCCAUGUCUCCCCCUCUGUGCCAGGGGCAUUAGCGGGGGUCCCGGUGUGUGUGUGUGUGUGUGUGUGUGUGUGUGUGUGUGUGAGUGUGAGAGUGUGUAUUAGGGGGUUUCGGCAUGGAAGCUGUGGCACUUUAUACAUUUCGUGCCACAGAGGGCGAUGAACUCAGUUUCAACAAGGGAGACCUGCUCAAGAUCACCAACAUGGAGGAUGAUCCUAACUGGUACACAGCUGAGCUCCACAACAAAAAAGGCUUUGUGCCAAAAAACUACAUCAACCUGCGACCACACGCCUGGUUCGCUGGCCGUAUAUCUCGCGGUGUGGCAGAAAGUCGACUCAGGCACAGGGAGUGUGGGGCUUUUCUGGUCAGAGAGAGUGAGAGCGCCCCGGGCGAGUUCUCCAUGUCUGUCAGUUAUGGGGACCAUGUUCAGCAUUUCAAGGUGCUGCAGGAUCGCUGUGGUCAGUACUAUGUGUGGGACGAGCUCUUCUCCUCUCUGAACGAGCUGGUGGACUUUUACCAUAGCAACAGCAUCGCUAAGGAGAGGACUGUCUUUCUGAGGGACCCCGAGCACUUCGCCAGGCGUCCCCAUCAUGCCCACGCUCUCUUCGACUUCACCCCACACCACCCCUCCCAGCUACGCUUCCUGCGCGGUGAUGUCAUCGAACUCAUUGACUGCUCCGAUUCGCUGCGCUGGAGGGGCCGUUGCCAUGGACACGUGGGCUAUUUCCCUCCGGAGUACGUCCAGCCCAUUUACCACUGCCAAUGACCUGACACCUCAGUCAAGUACACAUCAAUUCCCACAGGUUCAUCAUUGAGCUGUCUUGACCCCGCCCCUCACGCUGCUCCUCUGCUCUGCACUUGACCAUUCAUGUUUGGAGCAGACAACUGAAGAGCUGCAACAGAACUGCUCAUUAUGUUACUGACUCCUCCCACUUCCCACAUGAUGCCACCUGUCAGUCACAAUCCUCGUCCAAUCAGCUGCUACAAGCUCAUCAAUUGCUUCCACCUGAUCCCACAACUCCACUUCUCUUUAAUCAUGUAAAAAUAAUAAAUUAAGAUAUGGACCUAGACACUGUGGAGAACUCACAUACAUACACACACACACAAACUCGCAGACAUAAUCAUUUACAGCUUAUCAGCACUGGUGCAGGCUGAAUAAAUGCAACACACACACUCACACUAACCUUAUGACAAGAAAAACCCCAGUGUGUGUGUGGCCCCUGGGAGGUUGUGGAGGAAGGGAGAGGUUUUCUCCGCUGCAGAUGAAUCAGGAUUUGCUCCAGUGUUUUCCCGCUGUUCCCAUGAGGAGAUCCAGUAAGCUGGACAGAGAGACACAGAGAGUCAUUGUGGUGUGAAUAUUUGGGACCAGGCACUCUGAGGACACUGACACAGCAGAUUCCUCCCUCUCUUACUGGGCUGGCGUGUGUGUGUGUGUGUGUGUGUGUGUGUGUGUGUGUGUGUGUGUGUGUGUGUGUGAGUGUGUAGAGGGGUUUGUGUGUAAAAGGUGGGACUGAACAUAUGUAUCUGUAUGUUUAUUGUGCGCUAAAGUGAAUGCAUGUGUGUAUUGUUUGGGGGUGUUUGUUGGCGUGUGUGCUCUGUAAACCAACAAAGGAGGUUACUAUGUUAAAGUGACCAAUGAGAUGAAUGCUGCCCAGACGACGCUUUGUUUUGAAAUACGCAGCUUAAAAUGUAAUACGCUCAACUCAACUUAUGGAUCAUUUGUUUGUUUCUAUGUAUUUAUUCUUAUUUGUGUGUAAUCUUAAAAUACAUAUAUUAUAAGUAAGAUUAAACAUUGUAAAAAGGUUUUGUUUCUGUUGCAACAGAUUAAGAAAAGCACAUUUCAUGUGAUUAAAAGUAAGAAGUUGGACCGGUCUUCCUUAACCUGUAAUGACAAAUCAUUUAAAUAAAGAGAUACAUUUACCUCUUUGAA